AUGGAUCCCUCGCAGAGCCAUCAGUUCCCGCGACAGCAGCGGCCGGUCGGCGGCCCGGACCAGGGCCUUACGAUCCGCCGCAGGGGCGGUGCCGAGGCCGAGGCAGCGGCCGUGGCCGCCUUGCCCGGACAUGCUCUGCCCGGCAGCGGUCCCGCCUCGGCUUCCACCUCGGGCAGGCUCAUGUACCUGGUCGAGGCAUGCGAGGCCGCGUCCGGGCCACAGACAGCUACCCCGCCGCUGACGGCCGCGGACCGCGACCUAUCCUCGUCGCCGUCGGCAUCUUCGAUGCUGGGAUCGCCGACGACGCAGGCCGAGUCGUCGUCGCACGCGCACGCGCACGCGCACGCCGCCGCGGUGCAGAGGAACCUCGCCAACACUACCACCCCGCCCGAGACGCCCCGGCGCAUGGUGCCGGCCACUAACAACGACUGGGAGGGGAUGAAGCCGAUCAUACAUGAUCUCUACAUGCAGCAGAACUUGAGCCUGAAGGACGUCGUCGACAAAAUGUGUGCCGAGCACAAGUUCAAAGCUACCGCGAGGAUGUAUAAAACACAGUUCAACAAGUGGGGGUGGUCCAAGUACAACAGCAAGAGGCUGCAUCGCAACCUGUCCAGCGGUCGGGCGGUGCAGAAGCCGAGCGGCAAGUCGUGCCGGCGUCCGCCGCGAUCCAACCGGACGCAUGCCGUCAUGCCAUCGACGAUACCGAAGAAGGCGAGAGUGGCGCACUCACAGGCGGCGGGCACCCAGGACAGCGGCGGGCCAUCGACAGCCAUGGUCCGGCGCAGCCCAUAUCGAGAGGAUCUCCAUGCGAUGACGCGAUUACAGCACGGCACCAACGGUCAGUUCUACAUCGAGAGGGUCCUGUGCGAGAUCCAGGACCACGUCCAUUGGUUCCACGCGCAGAAGGACGAGUGGAGGUUCAUCCCCGGCGUCGACCUGAUAGGCGUGUACAACUACCGCGCCUACGACACGUUCCGCUCGGCGUUCGACCACUUUAUACGUAACGAGCACGAGAUUGGAGGGGAGCUGCUGCGGCACGCCUUUGUCCAGGUGGAGGAGAUGGUGCAGACCGACACGUCGGGCUCCUUUUACGGCCUCUUUGUCGAGCUGCCGGACCUGCUGCUGCACUUCAAGCGCGUCGACAUCCUGCAGAUCCUGCUCAAGCACAUCAACAAGCUGGCGCCCAUCAAGACGCGCAACAAGUCGCUCUCGCACAUCUUCCUGAUCCUGCAGUCCAUCGUCAACAUGGAGCCGGAGCAGCUGGCGCACUACGUCGAGUCGGCGUCGGGCCUGUGGAUGAACAUGCUGCGCCAGCUGCGGGGCGAGAUGGACCGCAGCACGCUCAUGGCCAAGCGCAACUACUUCCGGCACACGCGCAACCUCGACGAGUGGCGCGUCAAGCAGCUCGUCGGCGAGUACGAGUACCUGCGCGGCCGCGCGCAGGCCAUGUCGGCGGGCGACUGGAACAGCACGCUGCGCCACCUCGAGGACAUCACGCUGUCCAUCAUGCACAACCACGGCGUCUACUCGCGCGACUUUGUGGCGCGGUCCGAGAACCUCAACGCCCGGCUCGAGGCCAAGUACGAGGGCAAGGACCUGCCCAAGGAGCACUGGGACGUGCUGGACCGCAACAUCCUGUCCAACUCGCUCGACCGCAUGGCGACGUACUACCGGCGCGUGGGCGACGCCGCGCGCGCCGAGCGCUGCGCGGCCAAGGCCCGCGAGGGCUGGCAGCACGGCCCGACGUGGCAGUUCGAGGUCGAGUCGCUGCUGAGCAAGGCCGGGCGCGGCGACGAGGCCGAGAAGAUCAGCUGGACGCGCCUCGAGGGCGUCUACUGGAUGGAGGUGCAGGACACGCUGAGCCGGCAGCGCAGUCCGGACUGGACGCCGCCCAUCAUUGAGGAGCUGUGA
Messenger RNA from Thyridium curvatum, 1911 nucleotides. RefSeq lists its product as uncharacterized. Lineage: Eukaryota; Fungi; Ascomycota; Sordariomycetes; Thyridiales; Thyridiaceae. The transcript has 2 exons. The record is from RefSeq and is a predicted model, not a curated record. Bases 1 to 1911 code for a protein of 636 amino acids.